UGUACAGUGGACAAACGAAUCGACCAUCGCGACCAAAGGUGCAACCGUCCCGUCGACCAUGGUCAGCAAACAUGGCAGUGCCUACAGUCAGGAGAUCUCCAUAUAAGGAUUUCCUGCAGCCCGCGCUGCAGCGGCGCUUUGCGACUGCAAGUUUAUGUGUGCUCGCCGUCGCAUAUGUUCAGGCGCUGCUCUUGGCGAAUUGGACCUCAUUGCUGUGGUCCUGGUUUCCCCUCGGCCCGACCGGUAUUCGCACCGUCUUCUUCUUCUUCUGCACCAUCUCCAUAAUCAUCCUCCGCAUCGCUCAGUACCACCCCGGCUUGCGCACCUCCGACUCGGCCGCCCACACCUUCUUCCAGUAUGGCCUCACGUUGCCGACGGUCGAGGCCCUCUUUACCUACAGCACGUCCGCGUACUUGUUUAGUCAGAUCUACCUCUGGUCUCUGCCGGAAGGGUCGGGAUUUGAAUGGAUCACAUACUUCAUGUCGGACCGGGCCAGACUGAACGAGAAGCCGAUCCUUUUGACCACCCAUUUGGUGCUGGUCGGAAUUUACCAAGCAUUGCGGCACCUGUACGAAGAUGUCGACCGGCUGUCUCUAGGUGUGGCCAGACCGGAGGCUGGGACCGGCAAGCCUAUGGACGGUGAUGCGUCGAUUCAAGUCCAGCGGUUCAAGGACCAGCUACCCGGGAUAGUGUUGAGUUCAGUGAAUCAGUCAAUACUUGGCUUCAUCAUUACUCUCUUCGUCUACCCGCUUUUCCUGCGCGCCACGAUAUGGCGGACGAUGAUGACUUUCCUGCGGCCCAUCUACAAGCUGCCCAGAACCAACAUGGUGCCCACCACGUUACCAUUUUCUUUCACAGCUAUAUUGCGCUGCUGGUUUGUGAGCCUCAUGAUUUUGCUGGCAUGGACCACGGCCAACACGGCUUUCUCCUUGUUCUUGGUUAAGAGUCCCCUGAAGAACGGAAAGCCAUUGACGACCGAUUCAAAGGACCCGAAUGGCAGUUUGCUGAACGGCCUGAAGAAUAAGAAGCUUUCCAUCAAGUGUUUCGCCAUGUGGGAGUUGGCACUCAUUGCUCGAGACUUUCCCGAGAGACGCAAGGCCAUCUACGAAGACAUCGAUCGCAAGGACGGCCCCAUGUGGUCCCAGGUCUACAAGAUCUGUUUAGAUGUCCUGAAAAGUAUUGAUUCCAGGAUCGAUGCUUUCAACGGAAUGCCGGCGCCGCCCGACCCGACGGAGAAGGCGGCACCACUAGACGAGACGAAAAAGCGAACAACAGAGCCUCCAAAGAAUGAGGCCAUCUUUGAGCCGAUCCCAUCAAAAAGAGGACUGAGGGACCAAGUUGAGAAGGUUGUCAAUCAAGUGGCCAGGUCGCCCGGCCAAGGCUCUCAACUCAGCCCUCUGGCGAAGAAGGCGACGGACGUAGCCGGGCAGGGCUUUAUUACGCUACAGAAAAAGGCGACCGGUUCCGAAGACACGCAGGGCCUGAUCAGGGACCUGGCAUUGAAGGUGUUGAGGUCAGGGUUAGGCCGGCCGUUCAGGCAACACUACAGUCGACGCCUGAUGCGCGUCGUUCUGGGCGACCCCUACGGCGAGCCGAGCUUGUACAUCAACGCGGCGUGCGCGUUGAGCCAGCUGGCGGUGCACAGCCUGCGCGAGGACAGGUAUGGCCACGUGCAGAGGGACAUUGCGGCGAUCAUGCGCGCCAUGACCGAGGUAACCAAGAAGCUGGAGACAUUCAGGGAGGAGCUGCCGACGCACUGGACCGAUGUGGAAGGGAAGAGGGAGUGUCCCGAGGUGGACGACGUUUUGGCUACGCUCAAGGAUGCGCUCGGCCAGCUGAUUGAGGCGUUUGGUCCGUAUGCCCGGGACUUGAGGCUGAGCUUGAAGGAUAUGCGGCUUGCAAGGGAGGCUGCUGGGAUAAUGGAGCCGGCAGUGCAGCUAGCUGGUAAAAUGGGUUAAGUGGCGUCUGCUAGAGGGCCGGGCAUAACUUUGGGAUCAUAUGGGUAGUGUAACAAAAUGUAUAAAAUGUGCAAUGAUAUCUGUCGAGAAGCGGAACCUGUGGGCGGUGUCUGGUAUAAUACACCAGUAAGGCAGGGGCAUAAAGCAAGGAGUACCUAGGUUCGGAGAUGACGGACGUGGCUUUCGAGAGCACAUGAAGUUUCGUUUGUUUACCCUCUUCCUUCCAAACCAGUCAUGAAAAUCUUAAGAUACCUUAUAUAAACAGGUAUCUAGGUAUAUACAAAGCAAGAGGUGCAGUGUCUGUUAAAUUCGAGCCAAAUUCUUUUAUAGCAUAGUUAGACACCUAUCCUUACCUGCUUACGCACCUAGCGAACGUUCAAGAAUAC
Canariomyces notabilis is the source of this 2344-nucleotide messenger RNA. RefSeq lists its product as uncharacterized. The transcript has 3 exons. Gene Ontology annotation, biological process: spindle pole body localization; nuclear pore organization. Lineage: Eukaryota; Fungi; Ascomycota; Sordariomycetes; Sordariales; Chaetomiaceae. The record is from RefSeq and is a predicted model, not a curated record. Gene Ontology annotation, cellular component: nuclear pore transmembrane ring; spindle pole body. Bases 72 to 1958 code for a protein of 628 amino acids. Gene Ontology annotation, molecular function: spindle pole body-nuclear membrane anchor activity.